Messenger RNA from Panicum hallii, 1564 nucleotides. RefSeq lists its product as uncharacterized. The coding region runs from base 119 to 1213 and encodes 364 amino acids. NCBI's taxonomy places the organism in Eukaryota, Viridiplantae, Streptophyta, Magnoliopsida, Poales, Poaceae. The record is from RefSeq and is a predicted model, not a curated record. The transcript is spliced from 3 exons.
UCUCUGGCCGCCAUCACUUUCUUCUUCUGCUUCAUAAGAAGCAGCCUUGCUUGGCCCUCCUCCUCCUCCCGCCCUCGCCCCUCCACAACCAACCCAACCCAUCGCCCGCCCCGCCACCAUGAAGGGCGGCGACGUGAGCAGCAUUAGCCCGCUGGUGUCCUUCGUCCUCGGCGCCGCCAUGGCCACCGUCUGCGUCCUCUUCUUCAUGUCCGCCAGCCCCACGCGCCGCCUCGCAGACAUCUCCGCCUUCAGCUCUGGAAACGCCACCAACGACCUCCGCCUCGCCUCCUCCGACAACGCCGUGGCCGACGGCAACGGAGAGGUCACCGCGCCGGCGCCGGCGCCGGUAGAGGCGCCGUCGCCUUGGGGCGACCUUGAGGAGGUGCUGCGGCGUGCGGCCACCAAGGACCGGACGGUGAUCAUGACGCAGAUCAACGCGGCGUGGACGCGCCCGGGCUCCCUGCUCGACCUCUUCUUCGAGAGCUUCCGCACCGGGGAGGGCGGCGUCGCGCGCCUGCUGGACCACCUCGUCAUCGUCACCAUGGACCCGGCCGCGUACCAGGGGUGCCAGGCCGUGCACCGCCACUGCUACUUCCUCCGCACCUCCAACGGCGUCGACUACCGGUCGGAGAAGAUGUUCAUGAGCAAGGACUACCUCGAGAUGAUGUGGGGCCGGAACAGAUUCCAGCAGACCGUGCUCGAGCUCGGAUACAACUUCCUCUUCACGGACGUUGACGUGAUGUGGUUCCGUGACCCGUUCCGGCACAUCUCGAUGGCGGCGGACAUCGCCAUCUCCAGCGACGUGUACAUGGGCGACCCCUACAGCCUGCGCAACUUCCCCAACGGCGGCUUCCUCUUCGUGCGGUCGUCGGCCAAGACCAUCGACUUCUACCGGGCGUGGCAGCAGGGGCGGUGGCGCUUCUUCGGGAAGCACGAGCAGGACGUGUUCAACCUCAUCAAGCACGACAUGGCCGCCAAGCUCGACCUCGCCAUCCAGUUCCUCGACACCACCUACAUCAGCGGAUUCUGCCAGCUCAGCAAGGACCUCAACAAGAUCUGCACGCUCCACGCAAACUGCUGCGUCGGGCUCGGCGCCAAGCUCCACGACCUCCGGGGAGUCCUCGACGUCUGGAGGAACUACACCGCCGGAACGACCGAGGAGCGACGCGCCGGGAAGUUCCAGUGGAAGCUCCCAGGAAUCUGCAUUCACUGAUCGAGGUGUGAUGAGCCUUUGCUAGCUAGAGCUAGGUCCGAUGAUGAUCCAUUAUUCGUUUUCGAUCGAGAUCGGCCGCGCCGGUGCACUCGAUCGAUCGAUGUGCACGGCGAGGCCAGCAGCUAGCGCGUGCGUUCAGGUGGCUGGCUUCUUGUCCAUUCUCUCUCCGCUGCUUCUUUCUUGGCGUAAAUUAAGUUUGAGGAGAUACAAGGGAGCUGGGUAGGUUUGAUUCUUUUGAUUUGUGAUGAAAGGCUAGGUAGAACCGAGAGAUGGUUAAAUUAUACUGCUGCUCCCUCCGUAUGUAUGUACACAACAAAGGUUAUAUACAAAUAUAAAUUCUAUGUAUCAUCA